Messenger RNA from Magnolia sinica, 1810 nucleotides. RefSeq names its product probable LRR receptor-like serine/threonine-protein kinase At1g56140. The transcript has 7 exons. Gene Ontology annotation, molecular function: ATP binding; protein kinase activity. The record is from RefSeq and is a predicted model, not a curated record. Gene Ontology annotation, biological process: protein phosphorylation. Bases 447 to 1544 code for a protein of 365 amino acids. Lineage: Eukaryota; Viridiplantae; Streptophyta; Magnoliopsida; Magnoliales; Magnoliaceae.
UUGCAAAUGUGUUUCAGCUUAUGCAGUUUGUGAAUUCAUCAUGACCGUAUUCUCUGCUUGUUUUGAUACUCUAUUAAUUGCUUUCCCAGGGUAAUCUCCAAUUGAAAGAUUUUGAUAUAAAAAAGGAGGCAGGUGGAGUGACUAAUAGUAUAGUUUUGAAGACUUUCAAGGUUAAUGUAUCCAAGAAUUUCAUUGAAAUCCAUCUCUUUAGGGCUGGAAAAGGGAGUCAUUUGGUUGGGCCAUCCAUUUCGGCCAUCAACGUCACUCCAGAUUUCCCACCAACUUUUAGUAACCGUGCGCCAACUUCUUGGGGAAAGAAGAACAAGACUGGCUUGAUUGUUGGGAUUAUAGUUGGUGCUGUUGCUCUAAGUUUUAUAUCCAUUUCUACAAUAUUUAUUUGGAAACAAAGGAGCAGGGGCAUCCAUGAAAAUGAAGAGCUUCUAGAGAUGGGUGCCAACCCAAACACUUUUAGUUAUUCGGAACUGAGGACUGCCACGGGAAAUUUCAGUCUGGAAAAUAAGUUGGGAGCAGGAGGAUUUGGGGCUGUUUAUAAGGGUACGCUUUCAGAUGGAAGGACAGUAGCUGCGAAAAAACUCUCAGUGGCAUCUCAACAUGGAAAGAGUCAGUUUGUAACAGAGAUUGUUACCAUAUCAGCAGUGCAGCACCGGAACCUUGUGAAGUUGUAUGGAUGCUGCCUCGAGGGAGAUGAGCGGAUUUUGGUUUACGAGUAUCUCGAAAACAAGAGCCUUGAUCAUGCACUCUACGGAGACCGUAAGUUGCAUCUAAAUUGGCCCACCCGCUACGGUAUUUGCUUGAGUACGGCACGAGGCCUCUCUUAUCUCCACGAGGAGUCGAGGCUCCGAAUCGUACAUAGAGAUGUCAAGGCCAGUAAUAUUUUGCUUGAUGCUGAUCUCAAUCCCAAGAUUUCAGAUUUUGGUUUGGCCAAACUAUAUGAUGAUAAGAAGACACACAUCAGCACACGGGUUGCAGGGACAAUUGGGUAUCUUGCACCGGAGUAUGCCAUGCGUGGGCAUCUGACAGAAAAGGCUGACGUGUUCGGAUUUGGGGUCGUUGCACUUGAGAUUCUCAGCGGAAGGCCAAAUACAGAUACAAGCUUGGAUCAAGAUAAGAUAUAUCUCCUCGAAUGGGCUUGGACUCUACACGAAGCUAACCGUCCAUUGGAACUGAUCGAUCCGACGUUGUCCGAAUUUGACAAAGGAGAAGCACUAAGAAUGAUUGGAGUAGCUCUUUUGUGCACUCAAACUUCUCCGGUGCUACGCCCACCCAUGUCCCGUGUGGUGGCCAUGCUCUCAGGCGACGUUGAAGUAAGCAAUGUCACAUCACGGCCCAGCUACUUGACUUUGUGGCAAUUCGAUGAAUUAACCAACUCCCUGAGCGACUAUAUGUCAAGAGGAUCUAUGGAAAUAACAAUGGAAGGCCCAUGUGACACGUCGAACAAUUCGAGUUGGUCUACUCCUGCGAAACACUUGCCUCUGCCCACUCAGCCAUUUUUGCAAGAGAUCACUGGAGAAAGACAGGGCUGAUGGACUUUUCUAAGCUGUGCAUGCAUUUCUUCAAGUUAUCCUCUCACUGCUAUGAAUCUUUGUUUAUAUCUUUUAUUUGGAUGUUGAAUGAAUCUUAUCAGGCAGUAUGUAUAUGUGUCAUAGUUCGAAACGCUGAAAACUCGACUCGACCCGAUGUCCUGCUGGGUCGGGAUGACUCUAAGACUCAGUUGAAUCUUAAAUUAAGAUAGUAUUAAAUGUUUUUCAUUAUUAAACAAUACAAGUAUCCAAAGAAAAUUGCAAGUGCA